Molecule: messenger RNA, 1016 nt
Organism: Cavia porcellus (domestic guinea pig)
Lineage: Eukaryota; Metazoa; Chordata; Mammalia; Rodentia; Caviidae
Gene: Prr7
Product: proline rich 7, synaptic
Exons: 2
Coding region: 36-854 (272 amino acids)
Source: RefSeq, a predicted model, not a curated record
GAAGCUGCUGAGGACCUACAGCACACGCCGCCGCCAUGGUGAUGUCCCAAGGCACCUACACGUUCCUCACGUGCUUCGCCGGCUUCUGGCUCAUCUGGGGUCUCAUUGUCCUGCUCUGCUGCUUCUGCAGCUUCCUGCGCCGCCGUCUCAAACGGCGCCAGGAGGAGCGACUGCGAGAGCAGAACCUGCGCGCCCUAGAGCUGGAGCCUCUGGAGCUCGAGGGCAGCAUGGCCGGGAGUCCCCCGGGCUUGGCACCGCCGCCACCACCGCAUCGCGGCCGCCUGGAGGCGCCGGCGCACGCGCAUCCACAUGUGCAUGUGCACCCCCUCAUGCACCACGGGCCCGCGCAGCCGCACACGCACCCACAUCCGCACCCUCACCACCACGCGCUGCCGCACCCGCCGCCGCCGCACCUCUCGGUGCCUCCCCGGCCCUGGAGCUACCCGCGCCAAGCGGAAUCGGACAUGUCCAAGCCACCAUGUUACGAAGAGGCGGUGCUGAUGGCAGAACCGCCGCCGCCCUACAGCGAGGUGCUCACAGACACGCGCGGUCUCUACCGCAAGAUCGUUACGCCCUUUCUGAGCCGCCGCGAUAGUGCGGAAAAACAGGAACAGCCGCCACCCAGCUACAAGCCGCUCUUCCUGGACCGGGGCUACACCUCUGCGCUGCAUCUGCCCAGCGCCCCCCGGCCCGCGGCGCCCUGCCCCGCCGCCCUCUGUCUGCAGGCCGACCGGAGCCGCCGGGUUUUCCCCAGCUGGACCGACUCAGAGCUCAGCAGCCGCGAACCCCUGGAGCACGGAGCUUGGCGCCUGCCGGUCUCCAUCCCCUUGUUCGGGAGGACUACAGCCGUAUAGAGGGGCGCCCGGCAUCCUGGGCCCCACUGGCGAACUCCAGGCCUGACUGCGGGGCUUUUUAAAUGCUUCCCUUGAACUGUGGGGGAGAGGGGAGGGAGGGAUUUCAUACCCCGUUUGUUACAUUUUGAGGAUAAUAAAGGUGUGUGAUCUGCUUUGGUACAA